CGCUGUCCGAAUCGGACAAGGUAAUAGACAGUUGUAAGAAAGAGAGGGAGAAGAACGAUCCAAGACAUGGAUCAUGAUCCUUCAAACGCGAAACCAAACCAACACCCACCUCUAACCAACCCAUCUCCGACGUCGUUUCGAGGCCCCAACCAUCGGCGAGCCCACUCCGAGGUUCAAUUCCGUCUCCCUGAAGAUCUAGACCUCUCCGAAACGUUCAGCGGGUUCGACGACCUUGGAUCCGAAGAUGACCUCUUCUGCUCCUUCAUGGACAUUGAGAAUCUCGGAUCCGGACCGGGUAAUAAUAACCCGUUUCCCGCUGAAAAUGGUGGAGGUGGAGGGAGAGAGGAGGAAGGUGGGAGCUCGAGGCCUAGACAUAGGCAUAGUGUCUCCGUUGAUGGGUCUUCGAGUUUGGAGUCGAUAGAGGCUAAGAAACCCAUGACUCCUGAGAAACUCGCUGAGCUUUGGGUUGUUGAUCCCAAGAGAGCUAAAAGGAUAAUGUCUAACCGACAAUCUGCAGCUCGUUCAAAAGAGAGAAAGGCUCGGUAUAUAAUGCAGCUCGAGAGGAGAGUCCAGACCUUGCAAGCUGAAUAUGCUACCCGUUCUGCACACCUGUCUUUGAUCAAUACAGACAUAGCUGGGUUGUUAUCUGAGAACACAGAGCUCAAGCUUCGCAUACAGGCCGUGGAACAAAAGGCCAAGUUGCGUGAUGCGCUGAACGAAAAAAUGAAAAAGGAGGCCGAGAGGCUGAGGUUCGCAGCAGCGGGACAAGUCUCACACUCUGAUGCUUAUAACCUCCAAGUGGCUCGCAUGCAAUACUCUCAACAGCAAUCAUUCUUUCAACAGCAAGCUGAUGCUCAGAACAUGCAACAAAUGACUCCUCAGUUUCAUCUCUUCCAGCCAAACAACAACAACAACAACAACCAAAACCCUCAACUUAUGCAUCAUGCUACUUCCAACGCCUCUGGUCAAUCUCAUUCCUAUUCGGAGGAAGUGCAUGAAGACCAUCUUGGCAGCUUACAGGGGCUUGACAUUAGCAAUGGCUCAAACUUUGGUAGGUCUAGUGAAAGCAGCAGCAGCACCAUGUGAGAGAGGCUGCCUUUUCUCGAUAAACCUUUUCUUUUUCUUCUCAAUUGAUACCUCAUUUAGAUAAACAAAAAGUAACAUCUCUGUCUUAUACAUUCAUUAUUCUGUAAAACUGGUUUCUCUUUUUGGGGGCGUUUUGGGGUUCCAACUUGUCUCAUUACUCUGUUUCCUGGUUCAUGGGGGAGCUACCAAAGCCUUAUGUUCUUUUCCAACUGCAACCAUCCUUGUAAAAUGGUGGUUGUGUUUGGAUUUGGCUUUGCCUUAAACCUGAAAAGAAAUUGUUUUUAUUUUA
Brassica oleracea var. oleracea is the source of this 1375-nucleotide messenger RNA. Its product is annotated as transcription factor RF2b-like. Gene Ontology annotation, molecular function: DNA-binding transcription factor activity. The transcript has 4 exons. The record is from RefSeq and is a predicted model, not a curated record. Gene Ontology annotation, biological process: regulation of DNA-templated transcription. Gene Ontology annotation, cellular component: nucleus. Bases 67 to 1086 code for a protein of 339 amino acids. NCBI's taxonomy places the organism in Eukaryota, Viridiplantae, Streptophyta, Magnoliopsida, Brassicales, Brassicaceae.